CCCCCUCCCAUGCAGCGCGGUUCCGGAGGGUGGGAAGGAGGGGCUGGGCUCCGAGCGCCCGCCCCUCCAUCUAUCACAUGGCCGGAGAGUCACAAAAACAACAGCUUUGGCCAAGACCGUGACUUCUGGACAGGGAACCCAGCUCCGGCAGCCAGCCCCCUCCCCAUGGAGGACAGUCUGCUCGAAUCCUUUGGGAGGCUGAGCCUCCAGCAGCAGCAGCAGCCGCCGCCGUCUCGGCCGCCGCCCCCGCGGGGGACGCCUCCGCGCCGCCACAGCUUUAAGAAACACCUCUACCUCCUGCGAGGCCUCCCGGGCUCCGGGAAAACCACACUGGCCAGACAAUUGCAACAUGACUUUCCCAGGGCCCUGAUUUUCAGCACGGAUGAUUUUUUCUUCAGGGAAGAUGGUGCCUAUGAGUUCAAUCCUGACUUCCUGGAGGAAGCUCAUGAAUGGAACCAGAAAAGAGCAAGAAAAGCAAUGAGGAAUGGCAUAUCCCCCAUUAUAAUUGAUAAUACCAACCUCCACGCCUGGGAAAUGAAGCCCUAUGCAGUCAUGGCCCUUGAGAAUAACUAUGAAGUUAUAUUCCGAGAACCUGACACUCGCUGGAAAUUCAACGUUCAAGAGUUAGCAAGAAGAAACAUUCAUGGAGUCCCAAGAGAGAAAAUCCACCGGAUGAAAGAACGGUAUGAACGCACUGUUACCUUCCACAGCGUGCUGCAUGCUGAGAAGCCGGGCAGAACGAGCAGAAACCAGGACAGGAGCAGCGCCUCCCCUCCGCGAGCCGCGCGCUGCUGGCUCCCGGCCCGCAGGGCCCCCGGCGCCUUCACGCACCAGACCUCCUGCAACAGAAGGGGCCGCUGUCACCACGGGUACUGAUGGCCCACUGACAGCCACUCGGAAGUUUCCUCAGUCAGUUUGUAUCUCCACUUCUGGUAUUUCCUCUGCGUUCCGUUUUAGCCAGAGCUCUAUUUCCCGUGUAAAUAGUCCAGACCAGGUUCCAGCAGAGGCCGUCUCUUCAUCUUCAACACGCACCUGCUGAGGGCUCCUGCUCCCGCGGCCUGGUGCGGGGCACCCUGCAGAUGGCUUUAAGGGAAGCGGCUUUCUCUAGGGAAAGAACUAAUUUUAAACUGAAACUUGAGAACAUUCCCAAGGACAUAAUCAAUUAGUUACACAGAUUCAUAAACAAAGUAUUUAUAUUAAAUAUAGGCUUCAGUACCAAAUUUUCUGAAGUAAUCUAUUUUUUCAGAAAACACAUCUCCAUAGGCAAAGUUGGGAAAGUGAGAGGCAGGAAGUUUUAGUGCCACUGCUACUUUAAUAAUCUAUGUAUCCAAAAAUGUGAGAUGUGUGACUGAAGACGACACUGAUUUUCCUUUAAAAUGAAUAGGCUGCCAAGUGUCUGUCUAAGGGAAUACGUCUUCGGAAGCAGCAGCUUGGGAAGUGAUCCCUUUAUUCUAAUGACGUAUCGUUUCUAGAAAUGUCUGUCAACUCCUCAAUAGCUUUAUCUAUAUAAACGGCUGAUAAAAAUCAAUGUCAUUGCUUAAAGUCACCUUUUCGUGUUUUAACUACCACUUUAUUCCACCAGAUUCAACCUGAAUCUUUUGGCUGUUGUGCUAAGUGUAAAUAAAACAAGCCUGCCUUCAUAAAACACCAGUUUUUAAGAGGAGUAAUUGAUUUCUAACUUUAGGCCAAUGAACAUCUGUAAUCAGUCUGCAGCUCAAACAUUCGGAGUAUAAGGAUUUAACAACCCUAGGAUAUAGUUCAUACAGGGAUAUAAAAAAGCCAUGCUCAUUUUAAGAUGAGCAAGUCUUGAUGUUUUAUGUAGCAUUAAGACAGUAAAGUUCCACCAAAGCUCUGGAAUGUCCCUGUUACAUGACACAGAAAUUAUAUUUCCAAAUUCCAACAGAUUGGAAUUUGACGUGAGACCAUGAUAGGUAAGACCAAGUGAAGUGUAUGAUUUAUUGGUGGCCAGCAGCUUCUUUCUAAUGUUUUGUGAAGUAUUAAGUGUCCUAUCAAAUGGUGCUUUUAUGGUUAUUAAAAAUUGUAUAUGGUAAAUUGCAUUUAUAUGGAUUUGUCAAUAGUUUUUUUGUUCAACAAUAAACAAAUUAAUUACCUAAAUCCCAAGGAAUUCAAACAUAACAUCCAAUGUUUCUAAAGCAAGCUUAUUUCCUAGUCUACUUUAAAAAAAAUAGCAGGCCUAAGGGUUGAGACAGAAACAACCCUUUAUUUACUGUGUCCACUAGACUAUCUUAGCAUUCCAAUAUCUAACACUAGUGAAAUUUACUUAGCAUCCUGAUGACUCCCAGCAGUGCCUCUGUAAUUUUUUGCCAUGAACAUUUAAAAAAUUGGUGUAUCUACUGUGAGUAACAAAGUUAGUAGCCUGAGAAAUAAAUCUGAAUCUAAGGUA
Lepus europaeus (European hare) is the source of this 2404-nucleotide messenger RNA. RefSeq names its product NEDD4 binding protein 2 like 1 (gene N4BP2L1). The transcript has 5 exons. The coding region runs from base 10 to 876 and encodes 288 amino acids. NCBI's taxonomy places the organism in Eukaryota, Metazoa, Chordata, Mammalia, Lagomorpha, Leporidae. The record is from RefSeq and is a predicted model, not a curated record.